GGUGGAUAAUUGCCCUGCGUUAGGCAAGCUCACUCAGACGUUCCGGGGCGGUGAUGGGCUCUUGGGUCAAAGGCAACAGCUGUUUGGCGGCUGGACUGCUGCAGAACAAAGUGGCCAUCGUCACCGGCGGGGCCACGGGCAUCGGAAAAGCCAUCUCCAAGGAGCUCCUGCACUUGGGAUGUAAUGUGGUCAUUGCUUCUCGGAAGUUUGACAGAUUAAACUCUGCUGCAGAUGAACUAAGGGCCACCCUGCCUCCCAAUAGCCAGACUCAGAUCACUCCCAUACAGUGCAAUAUCCGGAAAGAAGAGGAGGUGGAUAAUUUGAUAAAAUCAACUUUAGCUGUUUAUGGUAAGAUCAAUUUCUUGGUAAACAAUGGAGGAGGCCAGUUCCUGUCUCCUACUGAGCAUAUCAAUUCAAGGGGAUGGAAUGCUGUGAUUGAAACCAAUCUGACUGGCACCUUCUACAUGUGUAAAGCAGCUUACAGUUUCUGGAUGAAAGAGCAUGGAGGGGCUAUUGUGAAUAUCAUUGUUCUUCUUAAAAAUGGAUUUCCAGGGUUUUCGCAUACCGGAGCUGCCAGAGCUGGUGUUUACAACCUCACCAAAUCCUUAGCUGUGGAGUGGGCUAGCAGUGGAGUAAGGAUCAACUGUGUUGCCCCUGGUAUAAUUUAUUCCCAAACAGCUGUCAGUAACUAUGGUGAUUUGGGACAAGGCAUGUUUGAAAGAGCCUUUCAGAACAUCCCAGCUAAACGAAUUGGAAUUCCGGAGGAGGUCUCUCCCCUGGUAUGCUUCCUGCUCUCCCCUGCGGCCUCCUUUAUCACUGGACAGGUGGUGGAUGUGGAUGGAGGCCAGUCUCUCUACACAAAUGGGACUGAAAUACCAGAUCACGACAAGUGGCCAGAAGGACCCGGAGACCUUUCCAUGGUCAGGAAGUUGAAGGAAUCGUUUAAGCAGAAGGCCAAGCUCUAGGCGAGGGCCAGGCUGCUGCUGCCGUCGUUCCGAGCGCCCUGACAUCUU
Dipodomys spectabilis (banner-tailed kangaroo rat) is the source of this 1013-nucleotide messenger RNA. It is a transcript of the gene Pecr, whose product is annotated as peroxisomal trans-2-enoyl-CoA reductase. The transcript is spliced from 8 exons. Gene Ontology annotation, biological process: phytol metabolic process. Gene Ontology annotation, molecular function: trans-2-enoyl-CoA reductase (NADPH) activity. Gene Ontology annotation, cellular component: peroxisome. The record is from RefSeq and is a predicted model, not a curated record. Lineage: Eukaryota; Metazoa; Chordata; Mammalia; Rodentia; Heteromyidae. Bases 54 to 965 code for a protein of 303 amino acids.